AUAUUUUGCAUAUAAAUAUUCACAUAUGCAAAUUAGUAUUCCUCUUAGCAUUGCAUCUUAUAUUAGGUUACAUUCACACUCUCAAUUCAUCUAUAAUUCACAUUUCCCUCUCCCUUUUUCUGAAACGUCUAGCUAGCAUGAGUUUGAAGUGUUCUUCUUCUUCUUUCUUUUUCGUUCUCUUUUUCUUCUUCCUUCUUUCUUCUCAUGUCUCCUCACAAGCUUGCCAAAAAACAUGCGGCCAAAUACCCAUCAAGUACCCGCUCGGAACCGGGUCAGGUUGCGGUGACCCACGUUUCACACGUUACAUCACGUGCGACCCGGACCAACAGACUUUGACGCUCACCACCCACACAGGCUGUUACCCUAUCACUUCCGUCGACUACGCCAAGCAAGAGAUUUACGUCACUGACCCGUCCAUGUCCACGUGUGCAUGUACCCGACCCAGCCAUGGAUUCGGGUUGGAUUGGGACGCUCCGUUUUCUUUCCAUGACGACACCGUUUUCACGCUCCUUGACUGUUCCGUAGACGAAUCCCCUGUUUUCACGCCGUUAAGUAACGGUAGCGGACGUGUCUCCCUCUGUGACCGUCAAAGCUCCUCCAUUUGCACCUUCUUGUACUCCAAUUGCAGGGCGAUAAGUCUAAUAAACCUUCAAGUAUCAACGUGCUGCGUCUACGUGCCUCUUGAUCUCGGACCAUCGUUCGAAAUGGAUCUGAACAAACUCAAGUGCUCGUCGUACUCCGGCUUCUACAACCUCGGUCCAGGCCAAGAAUCCCACCCGGAGAAUUGGAACUACGGAAUCGCACUCAAGUACAAGUUCAACGUUUUCGAUGAGUACCCUGGCGUCUGCGGUGGCUGUGAGCGUAGUAACGGUGCUUGUGGCUUCAACACUCAGACAAGCUCGUUCGUUUGUAACUGUCCCGGUGGGAUCAACACGACAUCGGAUUGCUUUUUCCUAUACAACUCUGCUUCUAUUCUUGUUCCUUGGCUCUCAAGAGAAUGGGUAAUGUACCCUUUGCAUGGUUUGUUGUUUGGAUGGUUAUGAGUCUGCAAUAAAGGAGUUAAAGUUUUUGCGUUAGACAAUUCAAUCGGGGAGCAUCAAAAGAUGGAGUGGUUCGAAGAGAAAGCUUAAUAGAUUUAUUCAAAAAAAAAAAAAGCUUCAUAGAUCGAAUCUUUGCUUCUUCUUUCUAUAACUUUGUGAUAUCGCAGUAUAAGAUUCUCUAUUGCUUCUCUCUUUGCAAUAUUAUUCAAAACACCAUUAAUCUUAUUUGCUUUUUCUCCA
Messenger RNA from Arabidopsis lyrata subsp. lyrata, 1280 nucleotides. Its product is annotated as wall-associated receptor kinase-like 15. The transcript has 3 exons. Bases 138 to 1043 code for a protein of 301 amino acids. The record is from RefSeq and is a predicted model, not a curated record. Gene Ontology annotation, molecular function: polysaccharide binding. Lineage: Eukaryota; Viridiplantae; Streptophyta; Magnoliopsida; Brassicales; Brassicaceae.